ACGGGGGCGGGAAGUGGCGGGUGGGACUCACCCAAGCGCGACUGCCCGGGCUCCUCCUGCGCGGCGAAGGAGCGCCAUAAAAGCUCAGUUGCGACCCGCUGUCUGCACCCCGGCAGUCCGCUCUCACCCCUCGGAGAGACGCGCCCCACAGCAGAGCUCCCGCCGCCCCGCCACGCCGCUCGCCAGCCACGAUGCUAGGUAGCAAGCGACUGGGGCUGUCCGGACUGACCCUCGCCCUGUCUCUGCUCGUGUGCUUGGGUGCGCUGGCCGAAGCGUACCCCUCCAAGCCAGACAACCCGGGCGAGAACGCACCGGCGGAAGACAUGGCCAGAUACUACUCGGCGCUGCGACACUACAUCAACCUCAUCACCAGGCAGAGAUAUGGAAAACGAUCCAGCCCUGAGACACUGAUUUCAGACCUCUUAAUGAGAGAAAGCACAGAAAACGUCCCCAGAACUAGGCUUGAAGAUCCUUCUAUGUGGUGAUGGGAAAUGAAGUUGGCUCUCCAGGCUUUUCCUAUUUUCAACCCAUAUUUCAUUCUGUACAAUGAGUGUCGGCCUGUCCUACCAAUGCAUGAGACCAUUGUGCUGAAUUCUACAGUGUUUUCCUUUGUUGUUAUUGUAUAUAUGUGUGUUUAAAUAAAGUACCAUGCAUUCAAAAGUG
Messenger RNA from Chinchilla lanigera (long-tailed chinchilla), 663 nucleotides. RefSeq names its product neuropeptide Y (gene Npy). Lineage: Eukaryota; Metazoa; Chordata; Mammalia; Rodentia; Chinchillidae. Gene Ontology annotation, biological process: neuropeptide signaling pathway; feeding behavior. The transcript is spliced from 4 exons. Gene Ontology annotation, cellular component: extracellular region. Gene Ontology annotation, molecular function: neuropeptide hormone activity; neuropeptide Y receptor binding. Bases 192 to 485 code for a protein of 97 amino acids. The record is from RefSeq and is a predicted model, not a curated record.